Messenger RNA from Myxocyprinus asiaticus (Chinese sucker), 2237 nucleotides. RefSeq names its product methylenetetrahydrofolate dehydrogenase (NADP+ dependent) 2, methenyltetrahydrofolate cyclohydrolase (gene mthfd2). The transcript has 9 exons. Gene Ontology annotation, biological process: tetrahydrofolate interconversion. Lineage: Eukaryota; Metazoa; Chordata; Actinopteri; Cypriniformes; Catostomidae. Gene Ontology annotation, molecular function: methenyltetrahydrofolate cyclohydrolase activity; methylenetetrahydrofolate dehydrogenase (NAD+) activity; methylenetetrahydrofolate dehydrogenase (NADP+) activity. Gene Ontology annotation, cellular component: mitochondrion. The record is from RefSeq and is a predicted model, not a curated record. Bases 165 to 1250 code for a protein of 361 amino acids.
GCAAGCGACGCAUUGGGGCAGUGAGGUUACAAACUCUCCGCCAAAUGUUAAUGUAGCGAACACCUUUCAGUUUUGUUGCAGCUUUCCCAGUUUCGAAUCAUAUUCAUACAAUUUAGCAGUAUUUAUCGUUUUUAAAAUAGUUGUUUUAUUUAUUUUACGAACAAAUGGCUACACUCCGAGCACUGCAAAAACUAUGUUGGCAUUCUCAUCAUCAGGCAUACAGCUUUCACAUGUCGGCUUCAAGAAAAGAGGCUGUUGUCAUCUCAGGCAGGAGGCUGGCACGUCAGAUUCGUGAGGAGGCACGUGCUGACGUGGAGGAGUGGGUUGCUGCUGGAAACCGACGGCCUCACUUAAGUGUAGUAUUAGUGGGGGACAAUCCAGCCAGUCACUCUUAUGUUCUCAACAAGACCCGUGCAGCAGCUGAUGUGGUGUCCUCUUUGGAGAACCACAAUAUGGUCACCCUACUCUUGAAUGUACUGUAUGCAACCACAAGGAUAAGUAUUUGCAGCGAGUCCAUCUUGAAACCUUCUAGUAUUAGUGAAGAGGAGCUGCUUGAUCUGAUCAACAAACUUAACUUGGACCACAGAGUAGAUGGUCUUUUGGUACAGUUACCCCUUCCUGAUCACAUUGAUGAGCGACGUGUAUGUAAUGCUGUAUGCCCAGGGAAAGAUGUUGAUGGUUUCCAUGUGGUUAACGUUGGUCGCAUGUGCCUGGACCAGUCAACUAUGUUGCCUGCCACCCCUUGGGGGGUUUGGGAGAUUAUCAAACGUACAGGCAUACCGACAUUGGGUAAGAAUGUGGUGGUGGCUGGUCGCUCUAAGAAUGUGGGCAUGCCCAUUGCAAUGCUGCUACACACAGAUGGACGACAUGAAAGGCCAGGAGGUGAUGCCACAGUAACCAUCUCCCACCGUUACACUCCCGAAGAACAACUCCGUCAGCACACAAAAAUUGCUGACAUUAUUGUUGCUGCUGCAGGUAUUCCUAAUCUCAUCACUGCUGAUAUGAUAAAGGAGGGUGCAGCUGUUAUAGAUGUUGGUAUCAAUAGAAUACUGGACCCCUUGACUGGCAAAAACAAACUUGUUGGUGAUGUGGAUUUUGAAGGUGUAAGAAAGAAGGCCAGUUAUAUCACUCCAGUUCCAGGCGGUGUUGGACCCAUGACUGUAGCCAUGCUAAUGAAAAAUACCAUCAAGGCAGCAAAAAACAUCAUUCUAACCUCACCUCAGUGUGUGCGAAUGGCAGCGUCCUCAUAAAAUCCUCAUCCUCUGCUCACUUCACAAUCCACACUGUGCCCCCCUCCAUUUAUUUUUUUAUUUAUUUUUUUCCUUUUAUGAGGGACUCCAGGUGGAAAAGCAAUAGCUUUAACUGCUGUUUUUGAGGUUGACUGUCUAUUUUUAACCUACCAUGAUUAGACAGUUAUCCAGAAAGAGCUUUCGGUGUGUACUAAGGUUUGAGAAAAUGAAUUUGCAUUUUCAUUCAGAUAUCUCAAACUACAUUACAUAACAUUAUUUAGUGAAUUUGUUAUAUAGUUUUUAAAUGCAUUGCCAAGCAUUAGAUGCAGGUUUCAUACUUUCGUUUCUACAUUGUUACAGCUUGUUUUUUUUUUUAGCUUUGUUUAAAUCUAAAAAAAAAAAAAAAAUAGAUUUGUCAGAAUUUCUGGAUGUUUUGAAGCAUAUUUAUUAAUAAGAAAAGUUCUUGAACAACUGUUUAGACAAUGUUGUUUAGACCAUGUUGUGUUUACUUGAAGAAACAGUUGUCUUUGUGAAAUUUUAAUGUUGAUCAGUUGUGAAAUAUGAACGUGUGGGGUGAACUACAUGGUCAGUAAUGGUCAAUAGCUGUGAGUCAGCAUGGGCGAUAACUGAUCAAAUAAGCAUUGCAAAGACACACUGUUUAUUCAUUUAUUACAUUCUUAAAAGGGCUACUGUUACUGCCCAUAAUGACUGACAUGGAAAGGAAUAUAGGGGUUUGUAACUGAACUGACCCAUCACCUCUAUUUUUCUUAAUUGUUUCCCUCUUCUGGCUUUUGCUAGAAAUGAUUAUAAUGUUUAGUGGUUAGGCAGAAACUAUGCAUUCUAUAAGGAGGCGAGAAAAUUGUGUUUAAACAUAAGAAGAGCUGGGCACGUUGGUGCUGUAGAAAUACAUUAUUAAAUUUUUAUUUUAUUUUUUUUAUUUUUUUUUAGCAUUAUGUACAAUGUCUUAUGAAAUUUACAAUUGUGUUUCUCAUAAAAACAUAAACCGCC